Messenger RNA from Caenorhabditis sp. 36 PRJEB53466, 1854 nucleotides. The record is from the annotation of a GenBank genome assembly. NCBI's taxonomy places the organism in Eukaryota, Metazoa, Nematoda, Chromadorea, Rhabditida, Rhabditidae.
AUGAACGGACAAGAAAGAGUCGGACGGAGAAACGAUCGGAAGAGGGAUGCCCGUCAGGCGAGCCUUCCAGGUAUCUUGUUUUCCCGCGGCAUUUGAAUGUAUGUUAAAAUACUUUCCAGAACGCUCGCCAUCUCUACGCGCGGAACGUCGUCACUUCAACCAACAAUCCCAGCAACAACAGCAACUGAAUUUAUCCGGUUCUCAACGAAGUCAUCCGUACCUACCGGCGUUCCGCGCUUCUACCCAUCGCCCACGCCCAAUGGUCCGCCCCUCUUCGGUCGUUUCUAUGUCCGGUCGGUCUUUGGCACCUUCGGAAAGCAGCGAUUGUGAGCCGGAAGUGGACAUGGAGUUGGAGAGUAUGACCCUCGACUCCCCGCCCCCUGUUCCUGACGCUGAGGAUCGUCCGUUUCCGGAUAAACCGUACUAUUGGAUGAACGACUACAAAACCCUCGAGUUCAUUCGUACCCAAUUUCCGGCUCACGCAUUUUAUGUGAUGCAUAACGGAAAAAUUGUCGACAACUUUGACAAGUUCAUUGGAGAUAAUCUGGGUCAAGGCCUUGUCAAGUAUUCAUUUCAUCUGAGAGUUCGUGGUGGAAAAGGAGGUUUCGGCUCCUUGCUCCGCUCGUUUCGCGUCAAUAAAAGUACAAAUAAACUGAUGAUGCGAGAUUUGAACGGACGAAGAAUGGCGUCGGUUGAUGAGGAGGCCAAACUGAAGAGAUAUUUGGAGAAACAGGCCAGAAAGGAGCACGAGUUGAGGGUAAAUUGAGCAUCAAUCGCAUUUUCCGAGUCUCACGAUCUGAAUUAAUUUGCAGGAAAAACGCAAGGCGAAGCUGAUGAAACUGAUGGCUGGGCCGGCAAAACAUCAAUUCGAAGAUCAAGCAUAUCUAUCUCGACGCGAAGAAAUCAUUGAAAAAACGGAAGACGCGUGUGAAGCCGGCUUUGCCUUGGCCAAAAAGAGAAAGCAGGCUUCGAAGAGUAUUAAAAAAGGACAUGAAUCUGGAGACUCUUCUGAUGAAGACGAUGACGUGGCCGUAGGCGUGACGGAUCUGUUCAACGCGCGUGGGGGACGAAAACGCAAAGUUGAAGCGCCGACUGUCGGAGAAGGAGCGAAAUUAGUGGAAGAUGAGGAAGAGGACUCGGAGGACGACUCCGAAAAUGAGCCUGAUCCAGAAGAGCUCGAAGCCAUACGACAGUACUUUGCCGCCAAGAACUGUCUGGAAAAGGACGCGAAUGAGGGAGUGUCUCCUGUCGAUUCGAAAGCAAUUUCGGAAAAUUUGGAGGGAAACAAAGAGGAGGAGGAGGAGGAGGCACCAGCCAAACGCCCCAGACUUGAUGUAGGUGUCAAUUAGAACAUUUUUUGGUAGAAUUUGAAUUUUUCUUCGAACAUUUUCUUUCGGGUUUGAUGUUAAAGAAGCCCCUAUUAUUCCAUUUCUGGACACCGCCUUGGUUAGGCAUUUGUUUAGCUCUAAAAACCGAAACAUUACAGAGCAGCACAAACGUGGACGAUCUUCCGAAGAUCGAUGCGAAGACGCCGUGCGAGUACGCAUCCAUAGACCUUGCGAAUUUCCACGGAGCCGAAGAGCUCGAAUUGCUUGGGUUGGAACAUUUGAAAAGUGCGCUCAAUGGUACUAAAAUUCAUUCAAAAAAGUGCCCAUUUACUCAUUGAUUUUUCCAGAUCGUGGCCUCAAAUGCGGCGGAUCUCUGUCGGAACGUGCCGCGCGUCUCUGGUCGGUCAAAGGAAAAACGCCGAAUGAAUACCCGAAAAGCGCGCUGACUGUAGAGACGAAAAAGAAGUUGGCAGAUGAGGAGAAAACGGCUAAAAUGGCCGAGAAGAAGGCAAAAAAGAACCGCUGA